AUUCAUUAUUAUUAUUAUGUUUUUCUCUAAACGAAAUACUACAUUGUAUUUAUUCCUAUUGUUGGCUAUUCUUGGUACAUUCCUUGCCGAUGCUGCACCUAUUGGAAGUGUUGAUGGAAAUUCAGCCACUAUUACAUUUGCCGGUCAUACAGUGACAGUACAUGGUAUCGUAUUUAGUGUAGUUGCUUUUGUUACGGGUGGUUAUCUAUGUUUUCUUGGAGGCGUAUUUCAAAGUUUUACAAUGUUCAUCGUUGGAUUUUAUGUAGGCGCUAAUGUUGCCUUUAUUGUCCUGACAAAUGCCAAAGCAGAUUACGGAGCUAAUACGGAUACGAUCUUGUUGGUUGUCAGUAUUGUUGCCGGUGUUCUCUGUGGUGGAUUAUUAUGUUGCUGCUUCUUUUUAGCAGUGUACCUAUUAGGCGCUCUGCUUGGUUACUUGGCUGCCCUUUGGUUGUUGUCAUGGAAUACAAAUGGUCUUAUUCAGUCCAAUUGGGGUCGAGCUAUCUUGAUUGUUUGUUUUGUUGUUGCUGGUGUUAUUCUCAUCGCUUUCCUCGAACGUCCAGUAUUUGUCAUUGCUACUGCAUUCAUUGGUUCUUUUGCUAUCUUUGUCGGUGUCGAUAUCUACGUCAAGACCGGAUUCUUGGAACUUGUCAAUCAACUCCUGCAUGCAAGAACUAUGGAUUUAGUAGUUGACGCAACACCUGCUUUAAGGGGUAUGCUCGCUGGCUGUUUAGGUCUUGCUCUCGUUGGUUCCUUAAUUCAAUGGUGUAUGAUUCGACGUGAUUCUGCUACCUAUAGAGGUUGGAAAGAACGCUAUCCUUAUGGCGGUGGUUGGAGACGUGUAUAGGAUAUAUAAAGAAAGCUUGUUCCAUUUCCGAUCUUAUUCAUAUAUCUUUUAUGAUUGUAUAUCAUCACCACUUUGUAUAUUAUACACACACACACUUAUAAGUAUAUAUAUUUACCUAAAAAAGAAAUAAAUAUCUACUAUUUUUAUUGUACCAUAUUCGACAUAAAGUGC
Molecule: messenger RNA, 1015 nt
Organism: Rhizopus microsporus ATCC 52813
Lineage: Eukaryota; Fungi; Mucoromycota; Mucoromycetes; Mucorales; Rhizopodaceae
Exons: 3
Coding region: 17-844 (275 amino acids)
Cellular component (GO): plasma membrane
Source: RefSeq, a predicted model, not a curated record